AUGACAAAACGAGCUGAUCCCGACAAAUUUACAGUGACAAAAGAGGCGCUACUUCCCGGUUUGUUUUUCGCUUUAGUUAUACGAUGGUGUGUGGCCGCCUAUCCUUACUCUGGAUACAAAAAGCCUCCAAUGUUCGGCGAUUACGAGGCCCAGCGUCAUUGGCAGGAAAUAACAGUGCAUACGCCGGUAGUGAAUUGGUACCGGAAUACGACGCAUAAUGACUUGAAAUAUUGGGGGUUAGACUAUCCCCCAUUAACUGCAUAUCAUAGUUUUCUCAUGGGGCUGGUUGCUGAUUGGCUAGAUCCAGAAUCAGUACGAUUAUUUGCAUCAAGAGGUUAUGAAAAUGAUAGCCACAAGAUUUUCAUGCGCUGGACUGUGUUUCUAAGUGAUAUCUACUUUUAUGUUACUGCUGUCUUAUGCUUAUGCAUUGAUGUUGAACGUAUAAAAAGAAAAGAUGAUCGAAAUGUGUUUAAACGAGUUGAUAUAGCUACAAUACUGUUUUUAUUGUAUCCUGGAAUUAUUCUGAUUGAUCAUGGACAUUUUCAGUAUAAUUGUAUAUCAUUGGGUUUAUUUUUAUGGGCUACGUUCUUCAUUGUCGCCAUAGAAAAUGAUAUAUUAGCCACAGUAUUUUUUGUUCUUGCUUUAAACUAUAAGCAAAUGGAAUUAUAUCAUGCAUUGCCCUUUUUCUUUUAUUUGUUAAGGAAAUGUUUAAUUGGUUUACCCAAUCGCAGUAGAGUCCUGCAUGCAUUGGUUAGGUUUAUUCAACUAGCAAUUGCAGUUGUAUUUUGCUUUAUAUUAGUAUGGUGUCCGUUUAUUACAUCUUGGAAUAAUAUGCUUCCUGUAAUACAGAGAUUAUUUCCCUUUAACAGAGGCGUUUUUGAAGAUAAAGUAUCUAACUUUUGGUGCACUGUCAAUGUGUUUAUAAAACUUAAAAAUGUGUACUCUAAUGAGGAGAUGGUUAAAAUGUGUUUUCUUUCAACCUUAAUGGCAUCAUUGCCAUCUUGCUUAGAUUUAUUUUUUAGAAUAAAUAGAAAAAAGUUUGUACUGUCUUUAAUUAAUGUAUCUUUAGCAUUCUUUUUGUUUUCUUUUCAAGUACAUGAGAAGACAAUUCUUCUUGCUGCAAUACCUGUUUUGGUUUACUUUCCAGAUGACCCAUUCAUGUGUUUUUGGUUUGGCCUAGUAUCUACUUUUAGUAUGCUACCAUUAUUGGUAAAAGAUCAAUUAUUAAUUCCAUUUAUUGCAACAUCUUUAGUGUACACAGCUUUUUAUAGCAUUUGCUUAAAGCUAGCUCAGCCAAAUGCUUGGUUUAUGACUUUUUUGAAUGCUAAUAAUGUUUAUAAAUCAGUCCAUCCAAAUGUUAUUUACAAUUCAGUAUUUUUAAAACUUCUCUCAACAGCAUUUUUCUUAUCACUCCAAGGAAUGUUUUGGUUGUUAUUAGGUGUGCUGUUUGUUAAACCACCUGAUAAAUACCCAGAUCUAUUUCCUUUGCUUAUUUCAAUGUUUUCAUGCAUCCAUUUUUUAUUUUUCUUUGUAUACUUUAUGCACAAACAAUUAGCUUUGCCAACUGUACUUCCAAUUAAAGUUAAGCCAAAGAAAAACAAUUGA
Molecule: messenger RNA, 1605 nt
Organism: Pieris macdunnoughi
Lineage: Eukaryota; Metazoa; Arthropoda; Insecta; Lepidoptera; Pieridae
Source: the annotation of a GenBank genome assembly